Messenger RNA from Gloeophyllum trabeum ATCC 11539, 906 nucleotides. RefSeq lists its product as uncharacterized. The record is from RefSeq and is a predicted model, not a curated record. Gene Ontology annotation, biological process: transcription elongation by RNA polymerase II. Lineage: Eukaryota; Fungi; Basidiomycota; Agaricomycetes; Gloeophyllales; Gloeophyllaceae. The transcript is spliced from 7 exons. The coding region runs from base 1 to 906 and encodes 301 amino acids. Gene Ontology annotation, cellular component: elongin complex; nucleus.
AUGCUGUCCGACAACGACCAACAAGCCUCGCGGCGCAUCCCCAGUCUCGUUCAAUACUGCCAGCGAGUCGCUUCCAACCACGUGGAAUCCAUAAGUAGUUUGGGUGAUCUGCGCUAUGAUAUUGUGAAGCCCGUCUUGAGUGGCUGCUCGCCAGAGACGCUGGUCCGACUCGAAGAAGCCUCCCCGCAGCUGGAAGUCCAAACACUUGAAAUCUGGAGACAGCUGUGUUUCCGUAAAUAUCCUGUACAAUGCUCAGAUAGAUUCGCGGAAGAAGAGCCAGAUUCAUGGCGAGACCAGUUCUUUUUUUUAGAAGACGAACAAGCUAGACGGUUAGAGGAAGUCGGCUCCCGCAUACGCAGUCAACGCCAGCAAGCCGAGGAACGCAAGAAAGAAAGCCAAAUCAAGAUCACCGACAGACUCCCUCCAGCUAAGAAAGCUCGAUGGGGGAUGGCCUCUCAGCCGAGGUCGCUCUUCCAGAAGACUCGGACCGAAGCCUCCAAAUUACAGAAGACAAUGUACGGGCCUCGCUUGCUACCUCCUAUGCCCGCGGCGAAGAGCUAUCGUGUACUGCCGAGCACCACUACCAGCAGUCUCCUGCCCGCACCACCGUCUACAUUGAGCAACCCUCGCGUCACUGUCAAGGCUGUGCGUCGACCCUCUAGCUCUUCGGUACCUCCGUCCUCGUCUGCGACGCCGAAACAACCUGUCCCACCGCCGUCUACCGCACCCCCGAGGCUCCUACCUCCGUCCCAAUCGCCGCCGCCGCCCCGUGCAGAAACUGUCCGGCCUCUGAAAUCCCCAGCCCACAGCAAGAAGGACCCGAUGUCUAACCUGUUCAUGCCUAAACACCGCGCACAUUCUCAAUUGCCACGUCAGUCGAUGGCGACCCCAGUUAACGGUAGAUGA